GGCGCCGCGGCUGCAGCUGCAGGGAGCGGCGGCGGGAGCUGGAGCUGGUUGCAGCCGCCAGCGGAAGCGAGCGGGACCCGAGCGGCGGAGAAUGGGGCCGGGGCUGUGGUUCCUGCUGCUGGUGCCCGCGGGGCUGGGGGCUGCCGCGCGCUCCGCCGUGCCCCGGACUGAGAGACUCUUCCCGGAGGUGCAGCAGAUGGUUCAUCGCUUUUCCCAGGAGGCCAUUUCCAAUUACAGCAUCUUCCUGGUGGCCCCACAGACCAGGACUCUGUACGUGGGAGCCAAGAACGCCAUCUUCGCCCUGCCUUUGGAGUCAGUCAACCAGCCUGCUAAAAUGAUCUCCUGGGAAGUGCCUAAGAAUCAUCGAGAUUCCUGCACAAGGAAGGGAAAAAAAGAGGCAGAGUGUCAUAAUUACAUCCGCAUUCUGGAGUUUGCUGAUGAGAGCCACCUCUUCACCUGCGGGACCUUUGCUUUUGAUCCACAGUGCGGCUUCAUUAAAGUGGCCAAUUUCAGCAGUGUGGAGCGGCAGGAAAGUGGCCGGGGGAAAUGCCCCUUUGAGCCUACGCAACAGUCGGCAGCCGUAAUGGUUGAUGAUGUCCUGUAUGCUGCCACUGUCAGCAACUUCCUGGGGACGCAGCCCAUCAUCUCCAGAGCAACAGGAAACCUUGAGGAGCGCAUCCGGACAGAGAUGUCAGUGACCUGGCUGAACGACCCAGUCUUUGUGGGCUCCACUUUCCUGAGAGGGGGCGAGAGUGGAGAGAACGACAAAAUCUAUUUCUUUUUUACGGAGACAGCCAGAGAGUACGACUUCUAUGAACAAGUGAGGGUCCCACGUGUGGCCAGAGUCUGCAAGGGGGACUUAGGAGGCCUGAAGACCCUGCAGAAGCGGUGGACAACUUUCCUAAAGACCCAGCUGAUUUGCUUGGAUCCAGAGAGUGGAACCAACUUCAAUCUACUGAAAGAUGUAUUUACCUUGCACUCUGUAAACGGGACUUCUGCAGUGUUCUAUGGUAUCUUCUCAGCCCAGAGGUGGGUGCCUUUCCUGGCUCCAGCAGGUGCUCAUUGAAUGGAAAGUGGACUU
Molecule: messenger RNA, 1081 nt
Organism: Dermochelys coriacea (leatherback sea turtle)
Lineage: Eukaryota; Metazoa; Chordata; Testudines; Dermochelyidae
Gene: SEMA4F
Product: ssemaphorin 4F
Exons: 8
Coding region: 92-1066 (324 amino acids)
Biological process (GO): neural crest cell migration; axon guidance; negative chemotaxis
Molecular function (GO): chemorepellent activity; semaphorin receptor binding
Source: RefSeq, a predicted model, not a curated record